AUGAACACGAACGUGAAGCGCCUCCGCAAGGAGCUGCAGGAGCUCAAGAAGAACCCGGAGGAGGACAUGGUGCUCUACCCGGAGGAGGACACCAUCAUGCGCUGGAAGGCCUUCAUCCGCGGGCCCAAGGACACGCCGUUCGAGGACCGCUGCUUCGAGCUGGCCAUCCAGACGACGCCGCUCUACCCCAUGGAGCCGCCCAAGAUGAAGUUCAUCACCAAGAUCUUUCACCCCAACGUGCACUUCAAGGACGGCAGCAUCUGCCUGGACAUUCUCAAGCGCGAGUGGUCGCCUGCGUGGACGUUGAGGGCUGCGUGUUUGGCGGUGAUCUCGCUCUUGUCGGACCCUGCGGCGGACUCGCCGCUCAACUGCGACGCCGGAAACAUGAUCCGUGCGGGUGACAUGCUGGCGUACAACACCAUGGCUGAGAUGUACAAGAAGGAGUACGGCCUGCUCGAUUUGCCGAAGGACCCGUUCUAACUGGACAGAUGCAAUGUUUGCGUGGACUUCGUUGAAUGGCAAAAUUAUUCAUU
Messenger RNA from Phytophthora sojae, 533 nucleotides. RefSeq lists its product as hypothetical. The transcript is spliced from 4 exons. Bases 1 to 480 code for a protein of 159 amino acids. The record is from RefSeq and is a predicted model, not a curated record. NCBI's taxonomy places the organism in Eukaryota, Oomycota, Peronosporomycetes, Peronosporales, Peronosporaceae.